AUCUUAUCAUACGAGUCUUUUCCAACCUUUUGUGGUUCGCAGAAGCAACAUAUCGUCAUCAUUGCAGGUUCACAGCCCCUCUUAGACCGCUCUAGCGGAUCACGGUGAAAUCGAUGUCGAUGUCAGGGUGUUGGCUCGGUAUGAGGCAUUUUCCCCCUGCAUGCUGAUUGGUUGAAGCUUCACCAUAAUCCUUUCAGGACACCGAGCCGUCGGAGAGAACCUUUCCAAAAUUUACCCAGUCGAACCGAAAGCUGUCUGGUCGAUAACAGAGAUUUCACGAUGUCCUACACAGCUCAGUCUCCGAAUAGCUGGUGGAGAUGUCAGACACGUGGUGCUAGGCCGGCAGAAUUCGUUCCGCUGAUAGCGCAGAACAAUAGUGUAUGAAGAACAGGUUUAAGCUUCCGUCCACCACAGAAUUUUUUUUUUCCAAAAAAUUUCCUGUACUUCACAUCGAGCUCUUUCCUCCUGUCUCUACUCUGCGAGUUUGCUGAACUUCGUUGCUGGCCAUAAUGGCCACGAACAUCACUUUUGCGGACGAACUCAAGCCCGUCAAGUCCCAUGCCUCGAACGAAGAGGGGUUCGGUGUUGGUGGCGUGUACAACCUUCGUUCGAGACGAGCUUCCAAGUCGUCUCUCGGAGACCGGAGCACGUUUCAAGGAAGCGAAAAAGCCUUUCCAGCAGAAGACGAAGAUCCAGGGUUGCGAAAUGAAGGCGACUAUAGAAGAGCGCAAGUUCGUUCUAACCCCCAUAGUCUGCCCCCAACCUUUGCUCAAAAAUUAAGUGAGAUGAAUGUGGCAGGUCUUCUCGAAACGCGAACUCUUCUUGUUGGCAUACCAGUCAAUUGGUGUGAUCUAUGGCGACAUUGGUACCUCGCCACUCUACGUCUUUUCGUCGACAUUCACCACUGCACCAAAUAAGGCCGACUUGAUGGGCGCGUUGUCUCUAAUCCUCUGGACCAUUUUUAUGAUGGUUACUGUCAAAUACGUAUUGGUAAUCUUGCGCGCAGACAAUGAGGGCGAAGGAGGUACAUUCAGUACCUAUGCUUUGUUGUCGCGCUAUGCAAACAUCUCUAAUCGGGACCCACGGGAGGCGUCUCUCGUCCGCAUGCAGCGCUAUAAAACUAGUGAGCUUAGUAGCGCAAGUGUUGGCGUUCGCGCUACCAUUGAGAAGAGCAAGUUUCUUCGCGGCCUACUCAAGACCAUGGGCGUCCUCGCCGUUUCCAUGAUUCUGUCCGACGGAGUACUCACCCCAGCGCAGUCAGUCCUUGGUGCUGUACAGGGCCUAAACGUAGCCGUGGAGAAUAUUUCAAAGUCCACUGUAGUCGGCGUAACUUGCGCCAUUCUUAUUCUGCUCUUUUUGAUACAACCUCUGGGCGUCGGCAGGAUAUCAAUGUGUUUUGCUCCCAUCAUCAUCAUCUGGCUUGCCUGGAAUGCGGUUUUCGGAAUAUACAAUCUUGCAUGCUACGACUACACCGUCCUGAAGGCGUUUAAUCCAUAUUACGCAUUUGACUAUCUUAUCCGCAACGGUGAACACGGUUGGAGAAGCCUGGGAGGCGUCUUGUUGUGUUUCACCGGUGUCGAGGCCCUCUUUGCUGACUUGGGAGCUUUCAGUCGAAAAGCUAUUCAACUUAGCUGGCUAUGCUACACCUUUCCAUGUCUUUUGCUCACUUACAUUGGGCAAGCUGCUUACAUUUCAGUUCACCCCGAGGCAUACAGUAACCCAUUCUACAAUUGUGCUCCCAAGGGCACAGUCAUUCCAUCCUUGGUCAUUGCAAUUUUGGCUGCCAUCGUUGCUUCUCAAGCCAUCAUUACCGCUACAUUCCAGCUCAUGGCGCAAAUCAUGAAGCUCUCCUAUUUUCCUCAGAUUGAGGUCAAGCACACGAGCAAAACCCACUACGGACAGGUGUAUGUGUGGGUAGUGAAUUGGUUCAUGAUGACGGGCACCGUCCUCGUGGCGGGAAUAUACAAUAACACGACCUCUCUUGGAAAUGCAUAUGGAGUGUGUGUCAUGUUCGUUACAUUCUUUGACACAUGCAUGGUCACACUGGCAGCGAUCCUUGUAUGGAAGCUGAACCCGUACUUCGUCUUCAUACCAUGGUUGAUCAUCGCAUGCAUGGAUGGAACAUAUCUCUCAUCGGCGUUGACGAAGGUUCCCGAUGGUGCAUGGUUCACAAUUACAUUAGCUGCUGUGCUUGCAUCAUUGUUCAUCUUAUGGCGCUUUGGUAAAGAGCAGCAGUGGGCGGCCGAGGCUGAAGAUCGCUUCCCGACCUCACACUUUGUCGAGCGACGCAGCGACGGAAAAUUGGCAUUGACGGAGAAGUAUGGCGGCACGACCCUUAGCCAAAUCCAGGGAAUGGGCAUUUUCUUCGACAAAGCCGGCGAAACAACGCCCAUAGUUUUCAGUCAAUUCGUCCGCAAGUUGACGACAGCACCCGCCGUCAUGGUAUUUUUCCAUCUACGACCGCUGGAGAAGCCAACGGUGGGACCAGAGGACCGGUAUAGCGUUUCUAGACUCGCGAUUCCGAACUGCUAUCGCCUGAUUGUGAGGCACGGUUACAUGGAUGAGGUGAUCAGCCCUGAUCUCGCGUCUCUCAUCUACGAGAAGGUCCGCGACCACAUCGUCCGCCGUGCUCUUGAACAAGAUCAGUCGAGGUCUGCAGUCGCCAGCGGAGCAAACACCCCGACCGGCGAAUCCUCUGCUGUUGCACCGUCCGCCGCCGACGAGAGCCGUGUGGUGACCGAGCCUUCCAUAGCUGCCAGCCUGGAAACCUUGGAAAAGGCUUUCAAGCACCAAGUGCUUUACAUCAUCGGCAAAGAACAGAUGCGCGUCAAACCAAAGACGAACAUACUCCGCUCGACCUUGUUACAUUUUUUCUUGUUCUUGAGAGACAAUACGAGGAACAAGAUCGCUAGCUUGAAAGUACAACGCGACAGAGUGAUUGAGGUCGGUUUCAUUAAGGAUGUAUGACAGCACCGCAGCUGGAGGCUGCAUGGCGGAAGCCGGGGCAGGAAGGGGAGAACGAAGGAAAGACUUGAGAAGGGGAAAGACAGCAUUCUCUCAUUAAUGGCCAGCGUGUCUCCAAGACUUAAACAUAGAAUAGAAUGUCAGAUGCCUC
Verruconis gallopava is the source of this 3115-nucleotide messenger RNA. RefSeq names its product potassium uptake protein, variant 1. The record is from RefSeq and is a predicted model, not a curated record. The coding region runs from base 790 to 2967 and encodes 725 amino acids. The transcript is spliced from 3 exons. Gene Ontology annotation, molecular function: potassium ion transmembrane transporter activity. Gene Ontology annotation, cellular component: membrane. Gene Ontology annotation, biological process: potassium ion transmembrane transport. NCBI's taxonomy places the organism in Eukaryota, Fungi, Ascomycota, Dothideomycetes, Venturiales, Sympoventuriaceae.